AUGUUCAUUUCGGGCAGCCAGGGACGAGCAUUGCUAUCGCAGGGGUGCCCCGAGGGAAUACUUUUUGGCUGUGUAAUGUUCCUCCGGGUCUCGGUGCUCCCCUUCUCUCUUGCCCCGUAGCUGACCAGCGUGUUAGCGACUCUCUCGCCCACCCCAAAAACCGCGUGUGUUACUGCCGACGCUGGUGGGUUUCUGCGGUGGAUCGCUAUGGAUGUGCUGUGGAUGAUACCGCUGCUGCUGAUUCCUCUCCUGAUGUGGACCAGCAGCACGUUUGUUUUUUAUUUCAAGAAGUGCUUUUACGUCGCCUGGAUGAUGUUAUUGGCCCUAAUAGCGAUUCCCCUGUGCAUACUGAAAAGCGGAGGCAGAGACAUUGAAAACAUGAGGGUUAUCCGCUUCCUGGUUCGUCAUGUGAAGUAUUUCCUGGGCCUUCGGUUUGAAGUGAGCGGUUGGGAGCAUCUGCAGACAGAGGGACCCUACGUCAUCAUCUCCAACCACCAGAGCUCCCUAGAUGUUUUGGGCCUGAUGGAGAUCUUACCAGACCGCUGCACCAUGAUUGCCAAGAAGGAGUUGAUCUACGCUGGCACAGUGGGCCUCGUCUGCUGGCUGGGCGGCAUCGUCUUUAUCAACCGCAAGAAGACGAGCGACGCCAAGAGUGUCAUGGCCGGCGCUGCCAAAACCAUGUUGGACGACCAGAUCCGUCUAUGGGUGUUCCCAGAAGGAACGCGAAACCAGAGAGGCGACCUGCUGCCCUUUAAAAAAGGCGCUUUCCACCUGGCAGUGCAGGCACAAGUACCCAUCAUACCCGUCGUCUUCUCCUCCUACAGCAACUUCUACCUACGAAAAGAGAAACAGUUCAAAUCAGGGACCAUCAGAUUGAAGAUCCUUCCAAAGAUCGAGACAAAGGGGAUGGCGUCAGAGGAUAUUUCGUCCCUCUCUGACAAAUCCUUCAACCUGAUGCGCUCUGCCUUCCUGGACAUCUCUGACUCCGUAACCCAGAGCAACGGGCCCUUGAGGCACUGAACAUUUACCAUAGUCCAGCCUCUCUAUUUUUUCCCUAUGUCCCUGUCUGAGACCCGUUCCUCCCCCAGACCUCCCCGCUACCCCCGGGUUGUCCCAUCACCUGGCCAGGAAACAACAUGACACAGGUCUCUUGUCAUGAAACCUCUUCUCGUCUAGUUGAGGCCUGGUCCAGUCCGCCUCUGGCCUGACCAUACAGCACAGUCAGUCCUGACCCUCACUAUGUCUGCAGCAGCGACGGCAGCAGCGCUGCUCUGCACGCCGUGAGCGGAGUGACGGACGGCAAGCCGAACAGUAUGGAUGUGUGUUGCUCUUCGUGCAUGCCUUUUGGAUGGCUCUGUCCAUCUUCACCCUUGCUUUAUUAUUAUUGUCUUACUUUAUCACCAUUUUGUACCUUUUUUAUUUUUAUUUUAUUUUUUUAAUUUCUUUUUUUUUUUGCCUUUUUCUCCUCUUUCUUUUUCUCCUUUCGCCUUCUGUUUAGCAGAUAAACCUUUGCAUUUUCUCUUUCCUGUUGAUAAACGUCAGUGGGAAUUUAUGUGUUUCUCUCAUGCUGCCUUUGUUUCAGUUAUCUUUUGACACACACACAGGCACACACACAUUCAAAGUACCCCAUCUCCUUCCUUCCUUUCCUUUUUAGUGUGUUAUCCCCCUUUCUGCAUUCCAGUCUCUUGCCCAAAGACAAAAGGAGCGGGGUCUCCACGAGCGGCGGAGUGCGUGGAGGUGAGGCGUCGACACCGGUCGACCACGGACCGCUUUAGUCCCGUCGCUAUGAAUUUAACUCUGUGUCCAUAUAGGCUCUUCGACUCUUAUGACCAAUGGCUCCUCGGCAUACUUCAUGACGUCAGGGAGCAAGGAAUUCAAGGUUACAAGAAACAGUGUAUAACAAUAGCACCCAUCUGUACUGAAUUAAUGGACUUCAUUGGACUGAUCAGUUUUCAGUGUUGUGCAUUGUUGGUGUACCAUUGUGCUUUCUUUCAGUUUGUCUCUCCAAAAGUUUAGAAAUAACCUGCGUGCUUUCAUCGAGCAGCAAGUGUCUUCUGGCUGUAUUCUGUAUUUUUGCUCUCUAUUUAUUUCCACGUCUAAUAUUCUUGUGUUUUUUGUUUUUUUUUAGGGUUUCUUUUUUUCUUUUUAAGAAGUGAUCACACGUUCACGCUCUUCUGAAGGAAGUCACAAGUGAACCUCUUUAAGAUGUGUCAAAAAAGGUGAUUUCCUAAAGUGCAAUGUCCAACUGUUUUAGCAUUUCUGUUCCAAAGUGCAAGCCACCUGCCGUGCCAUGACAAAGUAUAUUUUCGGAUGUCAGUUUUUGAUGUCAGCCCCUUUAUUGACUCACUAUGACCUGCUUAAUCAGUCGUCCGCUGACUCGUUGCCCUUUACCAAUAAAAUCAUAUACCUUUUACCAAUGAUAGAAGGUGGUUCUUGCUGUAAGGAAGAGAGUAAAAGUGUAUAAUUAUGGAAUUAUUUAGAUCUCAAGAAUUGUUUGACUUGGUCUGAUUGUAUUUGUUCUGAUGAACUUGAAGAUUCAGUAAUUACUAACAGUCCUGACAUACUCAAGUCUACAUCUCAGAGGAGUUUAAUUACUUAAAAUGUAUUCUGUUAAUUGGAAAUGGAUCGGGGUCGUCCCUCUUGUUUUUUUUUUUUUGGUUUUUUUUAAUUAAUAUGAAAGUGAAUAACGUUUUUAGAUGUGAUGUUCUGAUUCAGUUAUUACUUAACCUCAGAAAAUAUUAGAUUAUUUAAAAAAAGAAAAAAAAAAAAGUUGUGGAAAUUUUGGCCUUAAGUUUGAUUGGUUGUUGCUGUUGUUGCUGCACUUGGGAUUGUUCAUCUCGUUUUGCUCAUGAGCAGUUUUUGUUUUGUCAUUUGUACUGACAAUGACUUCUAAUCAGAUAGAUUUGACUGAACUGCAUUUUAGUUUCCAGGUCUUAAUUCUCAUGUUACUCAUUGCCUUUUUACACUGUUUGCUAAAUCACUAAUUUCGCCACUUUUGUCCCAAUCAGACACCAUCUGAGAAUGUAUUUCAGCAUUCAGGAUAUUUGUGUACUACUAAUUGCAUCUUAUUGUUUUAUUUCAUUUUGAAGUUAUCAUUUUAAAGUGGGAUGCUUUCUUGCAUACGGUUGGCAUCACAACCUAGGAAAUGUAUUUAUUUGAGCGUUAGAUGUUAAAUUUAGACUGACUUGUUGUGCACACACACCUCCUGCGAUCAUCUUGUGAAUGGAUUUGUCAGUACUCUGGUACUAAGCCUUCACACUGCUGUUCACAUUUGAGUGCAUCAGUAGUUCUACUGAUACCUGCUGGGCUCUCGGCUUUAAGUACGUGACAGUCAGGGUUUCAUUUAUCUUCAUGGCCAGUAUGGAAUAUA
Xiphias gladius (swordfish) is the source of this 3370-nucleotide messenger RNA. RefSeq names its product 1-acylglycerol-3-phosphate O-acyltransferase 2 (lysophosphatidic acid acyltransferase, beta) (gene agpat2). Gene Ontology annotation, molecular function: 1-acylglycerol-3-phosphate O-acyltransferase activity. Gene Ontology annotation, cellular component: endoplasmic reticulum; membrane. The record is from RefSeq and is a predicted model, not a curated record. The coding region runs from base 208 to 1020 and encodes 270 amino acids. Gene Ontology annotation, biological process: phosphatidic acid biosynthetic process. The transcript is spliced from 6 exons. Lineage: Eukaryota; Metazoa; Chordata; Actinopteri; Istiophoriformes; Xiphiidae.